AUGGUUACUCGAUUUUUUUCGAAAUUAAGUCAAAAUUAUAUUGAAUUAUUAAAAGAUGAUGAAUAUUAUGAUAUUACAAUUGAAGUUGGUGAAGACCCUGACGUAAAAAUAUUUCGUGCUCAUAUGAAUAUUUUGUGUUACCGUUCUCCGUAUUUACGACGAAUAAUAAAGUCCAACAAUAAGAACAAUGAUAACGCUUUAGCUCAUAUUAAAUUAUCAAACACAUCACCGGAAAUCUUUCAAAUUGUAUUAGAGUAUAUUUAUGGAGGUAUCCUUUCAUUGGAUGAAAAGGACACUUCAGACCUUCUUAAAGUUUUGGCUACUGCAGAUAAGCUUAGUCUUCAAGAGCUAGUUGAUUAUUUACAAGGAUAUUUAAUUGAAAAUAAAUUCGAACAGCUAGAACAAUAUUUUGAAUUUUCUCAACAAAUUAGCUCAAAUUCUAAUAAUUUAUUCAAACUUCAAGAAUUUUGUACAAAUUUAAUGGUUCAGUCUUCCGAAAAAGUACUUAAAUCAUUAAAUUUUAUUUCACUUCCUGAAAAUCUUUAA
Rhizophagus irregularis DAOM 181602=DAOM 197198 is the source of this 546-nucleotide messenger RNA. The record is from RefSeq and is a predicted model, not a curated record. Lineage: Eukaryota; Fungi; Glomeromycota; Glomeromycetes; Glomerales; Glomeraceae.